Medicago truncatula (barrel medic) is the source of this 1390-nucleotide messenger RNA. RefSeq names its product 4-hydroxy-tetrahydrodipicolinate synthase, chloroplastic. The transcript is spliced from 3 exons. Gene Ontology annotation, molecular function: 4-hydroxy-tetrahydrodipicolinate synthase activity. Bases 201 to 1277 code for a protein of 358 amino acids. The record is from RefSeq and is a predicted model, not a curated record. NCBI's taxonomy places the organism in Eukaryota, Viridiplantae, Streptophyta, Magnoliopsida, Fabales, Fabaceae.
UAUCAACUGAGUGUCACCUAAUUAAAUCACACCUCGAUCCUCUCACCAUUCCCAUCAUCCCACCGCCCUAUUCAUUCUCUGUCUGUCUCCUAUUUAUUCCUUCUCUUCUCCCUCCGUUUUCCCUCACUCUUCAACUCCGGAUCUUCAAUCGGGUCGGAUCCAAAUUUUCAUCCGCUAAUUGUUCGGAACUUCAUCCAACAAUGGCCAUGUUGAGAGGACUAAGUUCCCGAAUUUUCCGUUCACUUACCACCACUAACCUCACCUACAGGACCUCAUACCGGAAGUCUCAACUGGCAACUGCUCUACCGAGUUUCGACCGCCCAAUGAGCACCUCAGGGGUGAAAGAAAGGACCUCUAUGGAGGAGUUGAGGAGUCUGAGAAUGGUAACUGCUGUCAAGACUCCAUACCUACCCAAUGGCCAAUUUGAUCUUGAUACAUAUGAUAACUUGGUGAACAUGCAAAUUGAGAAAGGUGUUGAAGGUAUCCUUGUUGCCGGUACAACUGGUGAAGGCUAUUUAAUGACCUGGGACGAACAAAUAAUGCUUAUAGCUCACACAGUCAACUGUUUCGGCGACAAAGUUAAGGUUAUUGGCAACGCCGGAAGCAACUGCACAUCAGAAGCAAUUACUGCAACAGAACAAGGUUUCGCUGUUGGAAUGGAUGCUGCAAUGCAUAUAAAUCCUUACUAUGGAAAAACCUCAUCAGAUGGUUUGAUUGCUCAUUACAAUAGUGUGCUUUCAAUUGGCCCCGUCAUCAUAUACAAUGUACCUUCGAGGAGUUCUCAUGAUAUUCCUCCUAGUGUAGUCGAAAAGUUGGCUGAAAACCCUAAUUUGGUCGGCAUCAAGGAGUGUAUAGGAAAUGAUAGAGUGAAGAUGUAUACAGGUAAGGGACUUCAUGUUUGGACCGGAAACGACGAAGAAAGCCAUGAUGCUAGAUGGGAAUGUGGUGCUACUGGACUUCACUCUGUUGCUGGAAACUUGAUUCCCGGUUUGAUGAGAAAACUCAUGUUUGAAGGUAAGAAUCCUACACUGAAUGCAAAGUUGAAGCCUUUGUUUGAUUGGCUUUUCCAUGUGCCGGCACCGAUUGCUUUGAACACUGCUCUUGCUCAACUUGGGGUUAUUAAGCCAAUUUUCAGGCUACCACAUGUUCCUAUCCCUGUUGAACAGAGGAGAGAGUUUGUGAAUUUGGUGAAGGAAAUUGGUAGAGAGCAUUUUGUUGGUGAAAAAGAUGUUCAAGUUCUUGAUGAUGAUGACUUUAUUGUUGUUGCUCGAUAUUAAGUUGAAAAACCAUAUGGCAUUUCAUAUUGUCAAAAUUAAGUUGACAAAUAAAAUAAGAUUUGGUUUCUUCUGUGGCAAUUUGCAAUGGAAAAUCUGGUUCAAAUUAGUUUCGA